AUGGAGAGUAAAUAUGUUUUGUCGGCUAGUUCUAGUUCGAAAAAAAGUGAUGGAGGAUCGAGAAGUGGCACUAGUGGUGGUGGUACCGCGGGCGGUGGAGGAGCAGGUAAAGGUCCAGCUAAAAUCAAUGUUUCCGAUAUGGAUACUCUGCUAAAUACCGUGCCAAGAGUCUCUUCAGGUUCAGUGCCUACCUCUUUCAAGAAACCAACUGCACCAAAACCUAAAUCCUCCUCGGGAGGAUCACAUCACGUGCCAACGCAAUCCGAUGAGAGUGCCAUGAGAAUGGUGUUUGGAUCGGCACGUGUCCCUGACGCCAUGGAAGUGCGCUUCCAAGAGAUUGGAGGAGAUCAAGUUGACUUUCCAGCCAUUCGUGCAAGUGAGUGUGUAGAUCUUUUGUUCUUGUUGGAUUGCACUGGAUCGAUGGAGCCGUAUAUCAAUCAGGUCAAAGAAGACAUUGUUAAACUUCAUGAAAUAUUGAAGAGUAAACAUGUCAAUCUCGAUAUGAUGUUUGGAUUCAUCAGAUACACUGAUUUCGAUAUGGGUGCUAAUAGAACAUCGGUUUUUAAGUUCACAAGAUCAACAAGUGAAUCUUCAUCCUCAUCCUCAUCAUCCUCUUCAUCGAAAGGAACAACAACAACCACAACCACUACAACACCAUAUAAAUCUUACUCUUUAAGCGCAUCGUCAUAUGCAAGAUAG
Heterostelium album PN500 is the source of this 699-nucleotide messenger RNA. RefSeq lists its product as uncharacterized. The transcript is spliced from 3 exons. Gene Ontology annotation, molecular function: protein serine/threonine kinase activity. Bases 1 to 699 code for a protein of 232 amino acids. Lineage: Eukaryota; Evosea; Eumycetozoa; Acytosteliales; Acytosteliaceae. Gene Ontology annotation, biological process: peptidyl-threonine phosphorylation. The record is from RefSeq and is a predicted model, not a curated record. Gene Ontology annotation, cellular component: cytoplasm.